Molecule: messenger RNA, 233 nt
Organism: Cetraspora pellucida
Lineage: Eukaryota; Fungi; Glomeromycota; Glomeromycetes; Diversisporales; Gigasporaceae
Source: the annotation of a GenBank genome assembly
UUCUUUUAUAUUCUGAAGCAGAAGAUUAUAAUAUACUUAAAAUUACAAUGAGCCAAUUUCUUAAUGAUUUAUGGUCUAUUAAAGAGGAUGGAAUCUCUGAUUGGAAAUUUCUUGCUAUCUGUUUAGGAUUAAAUGCAGCUAAUUCUCUUCAUUUUUGUCCAUGGUGCUUAUGUUCUAAACAACAAUAUAAAGAUUUAUCAAAAGAUUGGCAAAUAACAAAAACUAUGAAUGAG